AUGACUAUGGUCCUGAACUUGUACCGCGUCCUCAACUAUGCUGCCUUUACGUUCUUUUCCGUGCUCCUAGUCUGCCUAAUAAUCCUCACACCCGCCGACGCGAUCUACCAAUGCUAUAAAACGCACCGUCUCAUCAACAUUUUCUUCAUCACCGGUGCGUAUGUGGCCACAUUCAUACUUGCAGCGCUCAUAUAUGCGACACGGAUCUACACGAAUCGUACCGCCCUAUCUGCCAUCCCCAAAGCAUGGAUUCCCGUCGAGAAGGAAGAUGUCGGGAAGAGCGUCCGCCGGCUAGUAGUGGAGGGACUCGCUCGCAGCGCGAUCAUUGCCUAUCAGGCGCGACCGAGAGAUAUAGCGGCAGACGGGGACAAAUUCGCUGACUAUCCAAUGCUUGUGGUGGAUCGCGACCAGCCGCCCUGGGGUAAGGUCGAACAUCCAGGAUGGUCGUCUCCUUCGUCGCCUGAUCUACCUGACCUGCCAUAUCGCGCUGUGGUGCAGGAACUACCGCAUUUGAUUGAAGCCAAGGCGGUUUCCCUCGCGCCUCCGGAUCCCUUUCUAUCGGCUGCCGCGCAUCUCUCCGAUCAUGGCCAGUCAGUUCCGGAUACGCGAGUUGUGGAAGUGCUACGGAGACCUACGUCGAUGGGAUUGCGGGAAUAUAUCCAGCAUCUUACGGCAUUGAACCUGGUCAAUCCCCCGGAGAUUGGUGCGGAGUUUCUGGCUCACUACGAACGGGCCCGGUUUUCGUCUCGCGAGCUUCACGAGGAUGAAUUCAGGGAGCUGAUGCACGUCUUUGCGGACGUCUUGCGGGGGAUGACAUACCUGGAUGCUCGGAUACUGGAUGACAUCCAAGGAGGAAGCUCUCGCAGUGACAGCGAGUCCCUGAUUGGACCCUCCGAUGAAGAAGGCGAGACGGAUACCGUGGAGUUUUUCGAUGAAAGCGACGCGCUGUCUUUUCGUCGUAGAAAUAGCUCGCAGCGUUCGGUUGCCUCGUCGACCUGGGAGAGCCGAUCGGUGCACACUGCACCUACGGCGCAGAGUCGUGGAUCGCCGGUCGCAUCCAGACAUCACGAUCGGUAUCGCACGUUGGCCCCUCCCCGCACGCCGUCGACCCGAUCCCUCAGACGCAUGCAAUCGAAUGUCUCUGGCAGUUCAUCAGGGGGCAGUGUUAUUCGCUUGGUAGAUCCCCGCGGGCCGUCGGAUCUGCCUUAUGCUUACAAUUUGGAUAGUGCAAGUAGUAGAUCAUGA
Molecule: messenger RNA, 1245 nt
Organism: Aspergillus fumigatus Af293
Lineage: Eukaryota; Fungi; Ascomycota; Eurotiomycetes; Eurotiales; Aspergillaceae
Product: DUF4129 domain-containing protein
Source: RefSeq, a predicted model, not a curated record